AUGGAUGCAUCAAAUCGGUUGGAUUUUGGCCUCGACAGUGGAACGAAUAUCGAUGGUUUCAACCACGCUGGAGAUGGAAUGGAUCGUGGAUUGCCUGAUUUUCCUAUCCAGUUUCCUGGUACAUCGAUGGUAGAAGGUAACGUUAGUUCUGGUUGUACCACAACAGAUGUGUUCGCUUGGCCAUUAAGUUACGGUGGCUCUUCGCUCAGACCCAGGCCCCCACCAAGCACCCGCAUCGAUUUCGAAGAAUUGGUAAAGGGACUCUCGGGAGCGACGCAGCACAGCCAUGCUGUGGACAAAUGUUUGCAAGGGAAUUGAAAAUUUACUGAAGGUAAUUCCGUCCAAACUUCAUGCAGGCCAAAGCCCAGAAGUAACCAAGAAAAUUAUUGACUUUCUCGCGGAAAAGUGGAAGGUACUGGAAGCGCUACACACGAAAUAACUUUCUGGAAUAAAUGA
Pocillopora meandrina is the source of this 456-nucleotide messenger RNA. The record is from the annotation of a GenBank genome assembly. Lineage: Eukaryota; Metazoa; Cnidaria; Anthozoa; Scleractinia; Pocilloporidae.